ACAACAAAAUCUCAUCCUUAGAAAACAACACAAUCAUUUUGUCUUUCUAUUUGCUCUGUCUAAAACAGAGCUCUCAUAUUGUCAUUUGACUCUGUUUCCUCUGUUUUCAUGCUUCCAAUCAUCAAACCCCUCACAAAAUCUACUACUCUGAUAGUAGUGCUACCAAUAUUGGCUCUGAUCAGAGACAUGGUAGGUUACCAAGCCUUGACAAAAAUCCGAUUCGUUUUCGAGUGAGAACCACACAAAAUCCUCAAAACCCUUUUCAGGAUUUUCAUUGAUUUCUUCUCUCAGAACCCCAUUUUUUAAAAAGAGAAAUGAAUUCAAUCAAUUUUUAUGACAUCAAAGCUGAGAAGGCAAACACCUUAUUGAGGUACCGCCAGCUUCGAAAGAUUGCAAACCUUUUUCGGUUGAUAGAGGUGCUUGUUGUUCUGCUCCUGCUUUCCAGGUUUUCUCUUCAGCUCCCUCAUGCUGUCAAGAACUCUGGCUUCUACUUCCGGGACAUAUCAGGCUUCGUGGUCAGCCCUCGCUUCGUGUUCGUCGUUGGAAAUGUAAUAGUCAUCAUUCUCUUCGUCAAGUCCGGCAGGUUUUCAGGUAAAGACUCCAGCGCAGGAGCUGAUCUUUACGAUGAGUUUGUUCACAACAGCGAAAAGAACCAGAAGAUUCGCAGCGAUGCGAUCGAAUACCACGCCAUACAGAGCAGAGCUGAGGACAGCACAGCUUCUGAGAAGGCUCAUACUAUUUCUGGGGAAAUCAAGAACUUUACAAGGAGCCAAUCAGAGAACUUAGAGCGUGAGGCCUGCAAGAAUUCACGGCGUUUACUGAGGCGGUCGGAGACAGAAAAAUUCAAGAAAAGGGUUGAAUCUGGUGAGAGAUUGGCAGAGAGUGCGUACCCUGAAGACUCCAUGAGUAAUGAGGAGUUUCGCUCCAAGGUUGAGGCUUUCAUUGCCAGGCAGCAAAAGUUUCGACUUCACGAAGAAUUCUCUGUAAACUAGUGCGAAUUAUGGGAUGGUAAAAUCUAGAAGUUUCUGUUUUCUUUUCUUUUUCCCUUUCUUUUCUUUUGGGGGAGGGGGGGUGUUUCUAUAAGUAUUUGCACAUUGCUAUAUCAGAAGUGCAAUGUAAAUUCUUAUAGCUCUGUUCAUAUUUCCCUCAAACUGAUAUAUCAAUAGUUCUAGUAGCAAAAGCAAUUAUGCUACCUGUUUAGCAA
Messenger RNA from Prunus avium (sweet cherry), 1204 nucleotides. RefSeq lists its product as uncharacterized. Lineage: Eukaryota; Viridiplantae; Streptophyta; Magnoliopsida; Rosales; Rosaceae. The record is from RefSeq and is a predicted model, not a curated record.